UUUAGUAAAAUAAUCGCCUAUCCCCUAAUUUGACAUAAAAACAGUAGCUACAAAGUGCAUCAAACAAUAGAGUAGAUUUAGUUUUCCUAACUAAGCAGAACUCGGAGUAAAACACAAUAAAACCGACAGAUGCUGAAUAUCUUUUGUUAGGCAGAAGGUAGGUGUUUCUGCCGCACAUCUGGAUACAGUAUGAUGGAGAGAUGCAUUGUUUUACAGUAGCAAGAAGCAGUACAUUGAAAUGGAUGCAUUCAUUUCCUUGGAUUUGGCCUGAAAACAGCUAAAACAAACAGACAAGCCCUGCUUUUUUGUCCUGGACUUGAAGCAAAUGGCUCUGCAGGCACGGAUUUAAAUCUGUUGCAGGUUACAUCAGCCUUACGGCUGUUGUAAUAAUCACAAGUAAUUCUUUCCCUGGAUCGCAAACCAGCAACAGACUGGGUUUAAAGCUGUAUCCAAAGGGAUUUCCUUGACAAGGAAUAACUAUUUUAUACACUUCAUACAUGCCAGCGUGUACUUUGUGGUCAGCUAAAAUGUGUGUUUUUUGUUUUGUUUAUUUGUUUUUUAAGUUCAACGCGCCUUGUAGAAUGGAGUGUUUUUGGAGGAACUCGGGCUUGCUGCUAUGAUAGUAACAUCCAGAAUGGCACACAACUGAUUGGAGAGUGACUGGAUUCACAGAUUGAACACUCAGACUGGACCUACAUGACUAUUCAUGUACAGACUGAUCCAUCACAAAGCACUUUAGAAACACAAGCAGUCACCUAUACAUGCAGGUGCAGACUGAUAAUCACCUUUCUUUAAUCAUUAUUGGCUAUUAUCUGGGAAACGCUGUACAGUCAUGCAUUACCCUCCAUUAACUGGGAAACUGUGAUGCACACACUUCCAAUAAGCAAAAGAACACAACAAUUUGCAGAAUAAACCUUUGCAUUUUUAUGAAGUGCAAAAUCCACACCUUCAGAAAAGCCACUGUAAAGAAGUAUUAUUUGAAAAGGUUAAAUUGGAUGAAGGAACUAUGAACGAAGGAGCUGGGUGUGCGACUACAAAGGUUGUAGUAGAGAAAGGGUUCUGUUUUCAAAAUGUAAAUGCUGACACACCCACUGUCACUCAAGGGGGUGAUCAGUUAAGCAAGAGUGCUGUGUUGAAACAGGAGUCUAUUGAAAAUGUACCAGAAACGGAAACGCAAGAAACCCAGGCAAGCUGUCGACAGAGAUCCAGAGUGACCAGCAAAAUGUUAGGUAAUGUAAUUGACUCGGCUGUGAAGAGACAGCAGGACUUGGACACUGAGAAAUAUCAUAGGAGAAACACUGGCGGUGAACAAAAUAUAAACCAAAAGGCAUGGGCGAUUUUUCAGGAGAAUUCCGAUUUUCAAACUUUGCAAAUUACAUCACACGAUAGUCCGACAGGUGUGGGUGAACAUGAACUGUCCAGAACUUCUCAACUGGCGUCACUUGACCCAGCUGAAGGCCGGGAUAAUUCGAUUAGUAGGAAUGGAAUGAGAGGGGAAAGCAACGGCGGCGCACAGACUAAAGUGCCCUGUAGUCUGAGCCCUUCCUUAUGUUUUUCUGCCAUAACCAAAGACGAAACGGAAAGGAGCACUUCAUUAAGUAAAGAAACCCGAAUUGUUCAAAGUCAGUGUCAAAUUAAUAACGCCAAGGCUACGUUGGAGGAGGAGGGGACCUCAGCGCCUGUUACUUAUUGUGUCGAAAUAGGAACAGAGCCCAGAAAUGAGUUGGGUCAUUUGGUCAGUCCGGGGUACAGAAGUGAUCGGAGCGAAUUCGAAACAAUACGAGGAAAUACGAACCUGGAAACAACUCAAGGACGUUGGGAAAGUGGAAAUGGAGUCAGAAAUCUGUAUAGUUUCAAAGAGCCAGAUUUAGUGAUUGAAGUGGCUGGAAAGAAAAUCCGGGCGCACAAAUCCAUUCUAGCAGAGAAAAGUGACUAUUUCAAAGCACGUCUGUCAAGAGAUAUUCUGAAAGUGAAAGGGGUAAGUUAUACAACUUUAAAGGUUCUCAUAGAUUAUAUAUAUUCUUCCAGAAUGGAUGUUAACAAAGAGAAUGUGGUAGAGGUCAUUACCGGGGCUAAAAUUCUGCAAAUCUCCUGCGCAGUAGAGUCUGCAAUGAACACGAUGGCGGGUCAGAUAACGAUGGAGAACUGCUAUGAGAUUUUAACCAUAGCCAAAAAGCAAAGAUUAAAUGAGUUGAAAGACACAGCAUACAGAUUUAUGAGUGAUAACUUUCUGCAGAUUUUAAGGGAAUCUGCUGUAUAUGGACGUUUAACGGGAUCUGAGAGGGAUUUGAUUCUGAAAGCAAGAAUGGAAGGGAAAAAAUGCCUAAUGGUGGCUGAAAUAAACGAUGUUUACGACCGUGUCGGCAGCAGACCUCAAAGCAGAGAUAACAGCCGUCCACAGAGUCCAUUGUCUGUAGUUUCUUUUGAGGAAAAUCAUUUGAUUUAUUACUAUAAUGAAGCACUUAAAGACUGGAGACAAUUGACCCAGAUGCCAGAGGAGGUAAACACAAAGGGGUGUGGAAUUUGCACCAUGUACAACUAUCUUUUUAUAGCAGGUGGAAUAAGGGGACACGGCGACAAAGGGAAGCUUUCGGAUAAAGUGUUUUGCUACAACCCUUUUACUGAUAACUGGAGCGAAAUUAGACCACUAAAUCAACCUAGAUCUCAGCUGAAACUGGUCUCGGCGGAUGGCUAUCUGUAUGCAAUAGGGGGUGAAUGUCUGUUCACAGUGGAGAAGUACGAUCCUAGGAUCGACAGAUGGAGCCCUGUCGCCCCCCUGCCUAAAGGAGCAUUUGCAGUGGCGCAUGAAGCAACUACCUGCAACGGAGAGAUCUACGUUUCGGGAGGGUCUCUCUUUUAUCGCCUUCUCAAAUACGACCCGAAAAGAGACGAGUGGCAGGAAUGCCCGUACAACAACAGCAGAAAGAAAUCGACAGACAUGGUUGCUUUUAAAAAUUUUAUUUAUAGGUUUGACGUUAAUCGUGACCAGGGUGUCAAUGUAUUCAAAUACAACACCAUUGUGAAAUUGUGGAACGACAGCGCCUCUUUGAGACAGAGCAACCCGUUGCCUUUCAGAUGCGCAGUCAUAGGCAACUGCAUUUACUGUGUAAACAAAUCCCACACGCUGCAGUUUAUUGUGCAGGAGGACACCUCACAGUUUCGACCAGAAGAGCUUAAAGCUCCUUUUGAGGCUAAGGGGGUUCUCUUUCCCUUUAUGCUCAGCCUUCCUGAGAAGUCCGAUAAAACCACAUAAUGGUGUUGCGGUGUGGUACCAAGACAGUUUUAUACAGAAAUGUGAGCCAAUGUGUUGCAUUAUGUACUUUAACUUUGUGUAUUUUGGGUGGGGUGUAAUGUUUGUAACUUCAAUUUAAAUGUUGAAUGCUUCUUAUGCAUGCCGACUGAAGAACCGUCUUUGACAUGCAGGCGAUACAUUUCUGGAGUACAUUUCUUUAAUAACAGUUCCUUGGUUUAACGGAAUGCACUGUGACCCAUUAACUGACUUUACUAACUACAGAAUAUGUACAUUAUUGUUAUGUAAUCGUGUUUUGCUUCAUUGAUUUUUGUUGUUGUUCGUUUUUUACUUAGAUGGUAUUAGUUUUAAAACAGCAUUGAUCCUGCUUUGCUGGGGGGGGGGGAUCCUGACAUGUUCCAGUAGAGUAUGAAAAUCUUUCAUGUUUUAAGACGCACCUUAAUUGAUUCCAUUUCCAGAAAUGAAUUAUGCAAAUAUAACCUGUGAGAAAAAGGUUAUUAAACGUGAUGCCAGUAUAAGCUGAAGCUAUAAGUCACUUGGUCACAUCAUUAUGCUGCUGCUGAGAGAAGAAAAACUUCACCACAGAGUAACAAAACCUGUCAGACAGUAGGAUGCUAGCAAUGUUUCUCAAAGCAAAUGGCGGUUAUUUUAAACAGUUAGUAUAGACCUGCCAGAUUUCAGUGCAUUGCAUGUUUACCACAGUGAAUCGGCCCAAAGACUUUAUAGUCACCUUGUAUUUGGGAUAAUAGGCAACGUGACACAAAUAGAUUUUAUAAUCCUAAAAGCAGGGGUGAAAACUGCAUUACAGUAAUAUUGCUAAAAUGUCAUUUCAGAUGACGACAGAGGAGCAUAUUCAAAAAAGCAUUUCCCAGAGUUGUAAGCUCAUGUUAUUUUCUAAAAACAAAUAAAAAGGCUAAGAUGCUUCACAUAAAUAACCCAGGGGUUUCAAUAAAGUGGUUUCUUUUAGUUGUUUCUGGCUAGUUCUGUGACAUUAGCAUUUGUCUUUGUUCUUUUACAAAACAUGGUAGCAUGGUGGUAAAUGUUUUGUGACUAUGGCAAUUUCAUUUAUGUUACUAUUUUUUCUGUUGCCUUUUUUCUGUCUUUUUAGAGAGGUGGUAUUUCUUGCAAAAUAUGUAUUUUUGUGACAAACGGAGCACUUUUGCAGCUUCAAACAGAUAUUUCAAUAAAUAGCUUGUAUGUGCUUACCACCUUCAUAAGCUAGGGCUGCACCAAUAGAAUGAAAUAACCUCUUCAACACUAAAACUGAAUUUGUGUUUGUUUAAAAAAAACAAUAUUUAACUUUGCAGCUACAGUACAAAUCUUUAUCUUACCAGGUUGAACCAGAAAUGGAUUUAAAGACAUAUAACAAGUAUCUUUUUUCAGUAUGUAGCGAUUUAACUUUUGAAAGAAGUGUUAUGCUGAAAAUGUAUGUUGUUUUUUUGACAGUGGUAAAAUGUUACCACACUUAGCUGAAUUAUAUUGCAUUGUAAAUAAUUGCGUUUUGAGUUUUGGACUGAAUGUGUUGUAAAAAAAAAAAAAGUUUUAAAAACAGCUUUACUGACUGCACAGGCAAAUGCUUUGUAAUUGUCUAUUGUAUUUAUUAACAGUUAACAACAAUGGCUUUCAAACUGUUUGCUGCAAUAAAAUUGUAUGAAACUCCUUAUAGGCAUAUUCAUGCUUGUGAAUUGCUGAAAUAUUGAACCUUAUUUAACAAGAAUUAAGACAGCAAUGGUUGUGCUGAAGUUAAAUUUAUUUAAGUUAAUGAAUAGAUCUAUUUACUGUGGCAUGUUUUACUGUUAUAUUAUGUCCUUUAUUUUUCUUUGACAAAACAUUUCCCUGCAACAUAAAUCCCAUUAGUAUUCAGUAGGUGGGAUUUAAGGCACAGAACAGAAAAUUUAGACUAUUUCUUACUUUGUACCUAACAUGAUCAAAUUUCAACCUUUUUCUGGUGUCUAUAGGUAUUUUAAUGAACACAUAGAGCACAUGCCUAUGCUAUAAAUUUGAAUUGAAUGUGUUUUGGUAAGGAUUUCCUGGAUAUUUUGUCAGACCAGUUCUAGAAUUGGCCAUUUCAAAUAAAAAUAUAUAUUUCAAGUUCUCAAGUUUUCGAAUACAAGUUCCAUGACAGACAGAGGCUGCUAUACGUAAAACUACUCAAAAUAAUACUGUACCAGGGCCAAGCAGUACACAAAGCAAGUCAAAGCCAGUGGGGUCACGAGGCGUGACAGCCAUGCUGAGUACAGGUAAGAAACAGAAACCAUGUCCAUUUAAAUGUGACACUCACUCUUGGUUUUUCAUUGCUUUUGAAAAACCUGACAUCUAGUGGCCAGUAAUUAAUGUGCAUGCUAAUGUUACUUUUUUUUUUAUAAAAAUACACGUGCAUUAUUAUAAGAUAGCAUUAUACAUGUUGCAGAUCAGAGAUUUUCUGUCGUGGAUAAUUAUGUUACUUGAUUAUAAAUGGUCAGCUGUUUAAAGAUCCUAUUUCAAUAAUUCAUGAAUCUGAUGAAUUCACGGUUAUGCCAUGACAGCACUUUACUGUAUUUAUGCCCUUCUCUAACUGACUGUUUCUAGUGUUCAAUUUUUUCUCACUGGAUUGGUAAUGGACCAGAAAGCACUUCCAUUUUUAGUGUUGACCUUAAUGGAUUAGCUAAUAGCUUUUCUUACACUGCAGACAGUGUCAGUAAAAGUGCCUCUUCAUAAUCUUUCAUGUAUAGGCAAAAAAACAAAAACCUGACAUCUAGUGACCAAUAAUGUUAUAAUAAUGACGUGUCAUAGAUCUCUUUACUGUUGGCUUCUAUGUUGUUGUUUUUUUUAACAGCCGUGGCAAAAAGCAGGUGUCAGAAAUAAGAGGUAUAUGGUAAUGAGCUUGCCUUUUUUAUAAUUUAUUUAUUUUCAGUUAACUUGUCAUUAACAACAACAUUGUAAAUCAUUUGACUUCACAAGAAAUAAUUAAUAAGAAAUAUUCUGAUUCUGCAUCUGUGUGUGUUUUUUUGACAGCUAGAAAAUUGUGAUCCAACUGCAUUGAAAUAGUGUUCAGGGCCUUGGUUGUGUCUGACUUUCUACCAAGUUUCAGAUUGCUUAGUCAAAAUGUACUGCUGUAGUGGAAAUGGAUUUGAUCAACUUAGAAACGUGUGCUCUAACUGUUUAAAAUAGAUUCAGGACUUUGGUUGUAUCUGACUUUCUGCUAAGGUUCAGGAUAUUUCAUACACAGAAAUAGAUAACAUACAUUCAUACUUACAGAUAAAAUAUAUACAUUUUAUUCUCCAUUUUCAAUAAAAAUAUAACUUCUAAAUCUGCCAAAAUUGCCAAUUUGGGCAAUUUGAUACAAUUUGCAAAUGCAUAAAACUGAACAACAGAAUAAAUGCUUACAUUUUUUUUAAACUAAAAUAUUCUGAACUGCAACAUUACUUACUGUUUGUGUCCUUUUUUAAAUGUGUAAAACUGACAUGCAGCCCUGAUGUAGCUGAAAACCAAAGCUUGUCAAACGAUGGAAACAUUUGGAGAAAUCUCUUCUGAUUGCCUCUGAUUCUGCUCUGUAGCUAAGGAAUCAAUUUACAGUUCUGGUUGCUGAAAGAUUGUCCUAUUCUACAUACUGUGCAGCUCUCUGUCCAUGUGUGAAUAACAAACAAAAGAAAACAUAACAAUGUAACAAAUGAUCCACCUAAAUUACUACAUGAUGUACUUUAUUAUUAUUUAUUUCUUAGCAGACGUCCUUAUCCAGGGCGACUUACAAUUGUUACAAGAUAUCACAUUAUACAUUAUUUCACAUACAAUUACCCAUUUAUACAGUUGGGUUUUUACUGGAGCAAUCUAGGUAAAGUACCUUGCUCAAGGGUACAACAGCAGUGUCCCUCACUGGGGAUUGAACCCACAACCCGCCAGUCAAGAGUCCAGAGGCCUAACCACUACUCCACACUGCUGCCUACUGAAUGACUACUGCAUAUUUUCUUGAGUUACGAACCAAAUUACUACAGUAAGUGUUAAAUUUACCAAGUCAACACACCCGCGAUUCAAUUUGAGGAUUAAAGAGUAAGUUUAGAUUAAAAAGUAAAUAACUUCAAAUUAUUUUUUUAAUUUUUUUUUUUUUUACUGUGCCCUAACCUUUUUCUGAUGUUCGAUAUCAUACCGUGUGGUAAAAAGAAAAUGAAAUUUGAAGCUACUUACUAUUUAAUAAAAUAAUGGAAUGGCAUUUGUCAGCUUCAACACUAAAACUUUAGUCAGUGUUGUUGCAAACAAAUGAGCAAAUCAGACAGAAGCAUAAAGCUCAAAGCACAAGCUGCUAUAGAUAAACAUACAGAACACACAUAACAAAUAUUAAGAAAAAAUGACAGCCCCAAUGAUACGUAAUCCCCAGUAUUCCAGUUAGCCAAUAUUUCUUGUGCUAACAUCAAUAUCCCUCCAUCUCCCCCUUACAAGAAGCCAAAUAUCAUAUCAAUACAACGCUGUCAUUUCUAUGUCUUCCGUUGACAAUUGUAUUCACAAAUCUGUUCAAUAAAAUCA
Acipenser ruthenus (sterlet) is the source of this 7747-nucleotide messenger RNA. Its product is annotated as kelch repeat and BTB domain-containing protein 11-like. Bases 1007 to 3253 code for a protein of 748 amino acids. NCBI's taxonomy places the organism in Eukaryota, Metazoa, Chordata, Actinopteri, Acipenseriformes, Acipenseridae. Gene Ontology annotation, molecular function: protein binding. The record is from RefSeq and is a predicted model, not a curated record. The transcript is spliced from 2 exons.